CUGAUCUGUCAGUUUCCCUGUGCCUGACAGAUACUGAGAAUAGGAAUAGAGAGGUAGAGAAGAACAGGCCCUGUGUGGACAUACGUGGAGAUUUCUGAUUUUCUUGGACACCUGCACAUUUCUGCCCAACUCCCAGGAAAUCCUUCUUUGACUCAGCUCUUGGUGACACUUCUUUCUCUGGUGGAUUUUGUAUUUAUCUAGUUUCUAUAUUGACAAACUUUUUUUGGAUUAUAAAAACGCCUUCAGACACUGAUUGGACUUUUGGAAUUCAACUGUAUCUCUGCUGAAAGUCCCACAUACUCAUUCAACGUCUUUAAAAAAAGGUUAGGGUUGGGAUCUUCGCCUCAACAUCAUCUGCAUUGUUGCGUUCUUUCUUUGUGUUGUUUAAAACGCAUUCAGAGAUUGUCGUUACUGAUAACCAGCUGUUACAAUGUUGGAAUGACAUUCGAGUUCGAGCUGCACUGAUGGCGGAGUGAAUGAUCUCUGCUACAGACAUUCAUGUGACACCUGACUGAUGCUACACACCUUGCUGAAGCUGAGCAUGCUGUCUCACUGGAUCACAUAGAAGAGGAUAUCAAAGGUCCCUGCUAUAACCAUGGCAUCCCGGGUGAAGCAGCCCCAGGGGCGCAGUUUGUCCUCUCUGUUUUCUUGCUGCUUCAAAGGAAGGGACCAACCAGAGAUCACCUACUGCCAUGAUAACAUUGUGGCUUCAAUGGAGCCUACCUUGCCCAUGCCCCCUCUUCAGGAGCUGGACUCAAUGUUCACCGAGCUGGUGGAUGAACUGGACCUUACAGGGGAGCACAGGGCUGCCAUGUUUUCUUUACCAGCAGAGAAGAAAUGGAACAUCUACUGUAGCAAGAAACUGGAGGCGGAGGAGAACAAAGGCGCAACCAACUGGCCAGAGUUUUAUAUUGACCAGCUCAGGUCCAUGGCUGCCAGGAGGUCUCUACUGGCGCUGGAGGGUGAGGAUGAGCAGGGAAGACUUAAGAUCGUUGAUGGUCUUAAAACAGCUCUGAGGACACAGCCAAUGAGGUUUGUGACACGAUUCAUUGACUUGGACGGCCUGUCGUGUAUCCUGAAUUUCCUCAAGUCAAUGGACUAUGAGACCACGGAGUCUCACAUCCACACCUCACUGAUUGGCUGCAUCAAAGCUCUGAUGAACAAUUCACAGGGUCGAGCUCAUGUCCUGGGUCACUGCGAGAGCAUUAAUAUCAUCGCACAAAGUCUGGCCACUGAAAACAUCAAGACCAAGGUUGCAGUGUUAGAGAUCCUUGGAGCCGUGUGCCUGGUGCCAGGAGGCCAUAAGAAAGUGCUAGAAGCUAUGUUGCACUACCAGAAAUUUGCCUCAGAGAGAACACGUUUUCAGAGCCUGCUGACAGACUUGGAUAGAUCCACGGGCCGCUACAGAGAUGAAGUGAAUCUGAAGACUGCCAUUAUGUCCUUCAUCAAUGCUGUGCUCAGUCAGGGAGCAGGAGAGACCAGUCUUGAGUUCCGUAUCCAUUUGCGCUACGAGUUUCUGAUGUUGGGCAUCCAGCCAAUUAUUGACAAACUACGUUCCCAUGAAAACGCCACCUUAGACAGACAUCUGGACUUUUUUGAGAUGUUGAGGAAUGAAGAUGAGCUUGUGAUUUCCAAACGCUUCGAUGCUGUCCAUAUAGAAACCAAAAGUGCAAGCCAGAUGUUUGAGCUGAUCAAGAAGAAUCUGAACCACACUGAAGCUUACCCUCACCUCCUGUCAGCGCUGCAGCACUGUCUCAUGAUGCCAUAUAAACAGAACACCACCACACUUCAGUACUGGGUGUUGUUGGACCGGAUAGUUCAGCAACUGGUUCUGCAGACGGACAAAGGUGAAAACCCUGACGUCGCUCCGCUGGAGGACUUCAAUGUAAAAAAUAUUGUUCGCAUGCUCAUCAAGGAGGGUGAGGUCAAACAGUGGAAAGAACAAGCAGAUAAAAUGAGAAAAGACCAGCAGAACUUACAGCAGCGUUUUGAGAAGAAAGAGAGGGAGUGUGAGGCCAAGAAAAAGGAGAAAGAAGAUAUGAUGGCGAUGGUGAACAAGAUGAAGGUCAAACUGGAGCAAGAGGGCAACGACCACAAGCAAGCGAAGCUGCAAGUGGCAGGACUGUCUGCUCGUCUGCAGCAGCUCAGCUCUAACUCCAGCAUUCCAGGAGGACCUCCUGUGACUUCCGGAGGUUUAGUCCCCGCGGCUGUUGCCCCUUCCAUCCCCUCUCCUCCUCCACCUCCUCCUCCUCCAGGUGGCCUACCAUCUUUUGGAAUGGGCCCAGGUGCUCCUCCUCCUCCUCCUCCGCCUCCUCCUCUAGGAGCUCAAUUUAACGCUGCCCCGAAGAAGAAUAUUCCCCAGCCAUCCAACCCAAUGAAAUCAUUCAACUGGAACAAAUUGCCUAAGACGGAAGGAACCAUAUGGAAAGAGAUUGAUGAUGUGAAGGUGUUCAAAGAACUGGAUCUAGAAGAGUUCCAGAGGACAUUCUCAGCUUACCAAAGACCACAGCAGAAGGAUGCUGAGGAUGAUCGCACAAUUGCCAAGAAGGUCAAAGAGCUCUCAGUGAUUGAUGGUCGCCGCGCACAGAACUGCAUCAUUCUGCUCUCACGGUUAAAGUUGACCAAUGAAGAGAUCCGUCAUGCAAUCCUGACCAUGGAUGAACAGGAGGAUUUACCUAAAGACAUGCUGGAGCAGCUUCUGAAGUUUCUUCCUGAGAAGAGUGACAUUGAGCUGUUAGAAGAACACAAGCAUGAGCUGGACCGUAUGGCCAAAGCAGAUCGCUUCCUGUAUGACAUGAGCAGAAUCAGCCACUACCAACAGAGACUGCAGGCUCUCUACUUCAAGAAGAAGUUCGCUGAACGAGUGGCUGAGGUCAAGCCUAAAAUCAAAGCUCUGUGCCUCGCGUCCCGAGAGGUGGUGCAGAGUGGGAGGCUGCACCAGCUGCUCGAAGUGGUUCUGGCCUUUGGGAACUACAUGAACAAAGGACAGCGAGGAAAUGCCUACGGCUUUAAAGUCUCCAGUCUGAACAAGCUAGCCGACACCAAGUCAAGCAUAGACAAAAACAUCACUCUGCUCCACUACAUGAUCACUGUACUGGAGAAGAAGUACCUGGGUGUGGUGACCUUCGGUGACGAGCUACAGAAUGUGCCAGAAGCUGCUAAAGUCAAUAUGACCGAGUUGGAGAAGGACAUUGGCAAUCUGAGAUCUGGUCUAAAGAGUGUAGAGGCGGAGCUGCAGUACCAGCAGGCUCAAUCCUCUCACUCUCCUGCUGACAAGUUUGUCCCUGUGGUCAGUCAGUUCAUCACCGUGGCCUCCUUCAGCUUCUCCGAGGUAGAGGAGUUGCUCACCGAGGCCAAAGAAUUGUUUGGAAAGGCACUGAGACACUUUGGAGAGGACACAUCCAGCCUGCAACCGGAUGAGUUCUUCAGGAUCUUCGACACUUUCCUUGUGGCGUUCUCCGAAGCCAAACAGGACAACCUGAACAUGGCCAGAAGCAAGGAGGAGGAGGAGAGACGGGCACUCAUGGAGGCACAGCUUAAGCGAGACCGAGAGCAGAAGGCGAAGAAAGCCAAAGCCAGUGAAGAGGAGGGCGAGUUUGAUGACUUGGUGUCGGCCCUGCGCUCUGGGGAGGUGUUUGACAAGGAUCUGUCCAAAAUGAACCGCAGAAAACAACGAAAACUCAACUCGUAUGAAGGCAGCCGAGAGAGACCAGCGGCAAAAUUGAAGUAGUACCAGGAAACUUCACGGACAACAGCAGCUCACUGGGACUGUCCCAUCGGGGAUGUCUCAGUAACAAUAUGGUCGAACAGGAAGUUAACUAUCUUAAAUCCACUUUCAUGGUUCAAGGUUGUGCAGAUACAUAAAGUAUAUACAGUAUGCAGAAACAACCUUUGCCUGCAAGGAUUUUUUUACUUCAGCCCUUUAUUGUGUAACCAAUGCUUUAUGGAGAGCUGAGGCUAAAAGGACUAUUGGUUGCUGAUGACAUUUUAUGCUGGGUUACAUAAAUGUGUUUUGUGCAUCUGCCGUGUGUUGAUGUUGACACACAGCAUUUGGAUUUGGGGUUUCUUCCCAUCAGUGCUCAAUACAAUGCUGAAUAGAAGUACAGUGGACACAGCCAGAUGAGCACGCACCAGGUUCAGCAGCUGCAUCUACCCCCUCUUUCCACACUCAUUGGUGGUUGAUGACAGGCAGGAAAUGUAUUUGCAUUAACUUAAUUUUAUUGGCUUGCGCCUGCACAUAAGUGUUUGUUUGAACAAGAUUUGAUUGGCUCCUGCAGCACUUUGAUAUUUAAUAAUUUUAUUAAAUGACGGUCUGUAAAUAUAUAGAAAUUGUAUCCAAAAAUUGUAUUCAUUAGGUUGCUGCAGUAUUUUUCAAAUAAAUACUUUUUGUGUGGACUCCUUAUAGAUGGAUAUUUAACAGGGAACAUCUUCAUGAUCAGUUAAUGUGCUCAUAUAUUUUAAUAUGUGGAAAGUGAUGAAAUGAAAAGUGAUAUUAUUAAGAAUAAUCACAGCACUAUAACAAGGCUCAAGCUGCUCGUGAAUUACCAGCUGCUGUAAAAUGGUGUCCAGCUGUGUUGUGGACCUUUAUUUAUCUGUUUCUGUGUGGAGAAUGUGGCCUUUAAAGAUUGAAUGUCUUUUUUUGGUAGAAACUGACAGUUAACAUGUUGAGCAUCUGGGAACAUGUGGCACCUCUAUGCCAACCUCUCAGAGGAUGGAGAGGCUUGUGACUACUUGCACAAAAAAUAUAUUUUCAUGAUUUCUUAGCCCAUGAUCUUGACACAUUUAUCCACUGAAAAAAAUAUAUAUAUUAUGCCUCUUCGGUCUGUUUAAAUGUUGUGCUGUGGUCACCAAUGUCAAGUAAAAGUGGUAAUAAGAAUA
Molecule: messenger RNA, 4878 nt
Organism: Platichthys flesus (European flounder)
Lineage: Eukaryota; Metazoa; Chordata; Actinopteri; Pleuronectiformes; Pleuronectidae
Gene: daam1a
Product: dishevelled associated activator of morphogenesis 1a
Exons: 26
Coding region: 596-3730 (1044 amino acids)
Biological process (GO): actin cytoskeleton organization
Cellular component (GO): stress fiber
Molecular function (GO): small GTPase binding; actin binding
Source: RefSeq, a predicted model, not a curated record